AUGUCUGACACACAACGAGUAUGGUUCAUCACCGGCGCCAACCGGGGCAUUGGUCUCGAACUCACCAAACAGCUUCUAGAAUCGCCUUUCAACACCAUCAUCGCCGCGUCCCGAAACCCGUCCCAGGCGACCGCUCUCAGGGCACUCUCCGACUCCGCCAAGGGUAGAGUUCAUCUCAUCACCCUCGACAUUUCCAACAAGGCGUCUGUGCAAGCCUCCGUCAAGGAGACUGAGUCUAUCCUGAAGGACCGCGGCCUUGACUACCUCAUCAACAACGCCGGCAUCAACCCCGCUGGGUUCGACAACGCGUUCUCGAUGGACCUCGACAACGUGCAAGCCGCGUUCGCGACGAACGUCAUCGGGCCCGCCCACGUCGCGCAGGCGUACCUCCCGCUCGUCGAGAAGAGUGCCGCGAAGACGAUCGUGAACGUCUCGAGCACGCUGGGCAGCCUCGGCACCGACUUCGGCCCGCACUUCGCGUCGUACUCGAUCUCAAAAGCUGCGCUCAAUAUGCUGACGGUGAAGCAGGCUUAUGAUCGCCCGGACCUCACGGUCGUCACUGUCUGCCCGGGACAUCUCAAGACCGACAUGGGUGGCGAAAGCGCGCCGCUGGAGGUUUCUGUAGGGGUUUCGGGCGUCCUAAAGGUGAUCCACGGCCUCACCCACGAAGACUCUGGCAAGUUCAUCAACCACGCCGGGGAGAGAGUACCGUGGUGA
This is a messenger RNA of Trametes versicolor FP-101664 SS1, 717 nucleotides long. RefSeq names its product NAD-P-binding protein. The transcript is spliced from 5 exons. Lineage: Eukaryota; Fungi; Basidiomycota; Agaricomycetes; Polyporales; Polyporaceae. The record is from RefSeq and is a predicted model, not a curated record. The coding region runs from base 1 to 717 and encodes 238 amino acids.